Molecule: messenger RNA, 795 nt
Organism: Kazachstania africana CBS 2517
Lineage: Eukaryota; Fungi; Ascomycota; Saccharomycetes; Saccharomycetales; Saccharomycetaceae
Gene: COQ9
Product: ubiquinone biosynthesis protein COQ9
Exons: 1
Coding region: 1-795 (264 amino acids)
Biological process (GO): ubiquinone biosynthetic process
Cellular component (GO): mitochondrial inner membrane
Molecular function (GO): lipid binding
Source: RefSeq, a predicted model, not a curated record
AUGGUCAUGUCUAGCUUUACUCCAUUGAAUAAGUCCUUGCUAAGGACAACCCAAUUCAAAUGUCUUCGUCGUCUUUACCAUCCUGCUUCCAAUGAAUAUGUCAAUCCUACCACGAUCAGUCCCUUAACCUAUUCCAUGGACUCAAUCCAAUCAAAAAUCUUGUCCCAUUCUUUGAAGGAAUAUGUCCCUACGUCAGGGUUCAACGAGAAAUCGAUACUCAAAUCAAUCAAUGACUUAGGCUAUUCUUCCUCGAUGAUGUCCGUCAUAGGUGCAUCAAAUUCUCCAUCCUUUGCUCAUUCAUCACCUGCUGUCUUAGAGUUGAUCAAAUACAAUCUAGUCUCAAAGAGAAUUGAACUCACUAAGGAUACCAACGACAAUACAACGACCACAUUGAAAGAACUACUCUUGAAAAGAUUGGAAAUGGAUAUUCCAAUAAGCAGUCAACUCAGAGGUUUAUUCGCUCAAUUGGCUACACCGGGGAAAUUUAUGUUCGAUGUUUCAUUACCUGAAUUAUUCCAACUAGCUGAUGACAUGAUAUUCUUUUCCAACGAGAAAGAUCAUCAUGAUAUGGCUUGGUAUUCAAAGAGACUCGCUGUCUCAAUGGCUUAUGUGACAAGUAAAAUGUUUAUGAUUCAGGACACUUCGAAUAAUUUCCAAAUGACAAUGGAUUUUGCUUCUGAUAAAGUAGAUCGUGUAAUGAAUUUAGGUGAAUAUUACAAUAACGUUGAAGAAUACGCUUGGUUUACAUUAAUGAAUUCUAUCAAUUUAGUCAAAUCACAAUUCUCCAGAAUGUAG